AUGAGAUUUUCAAUGGCGUGUAAAGUGUUGCACUAUACAUUAGUGGCCAGCCUAAAAGAAAUCCUCCUCAUGCUAGGACUACUUUUUCUCGGAGCAAUUACCUUUGCAUCACUUGUGUACUUUGGGGAACUCAUUUCUGGCUCGGAUGAAAUUUUGAUAACAAGCAUUCCGAUUGGAAUAUGGUACGCACUCGUUACCAUGACAACUGUUGGAUAUGGCGAUUUCUACCCAAAGAGUAUUGGAGGAUAUAUCGUAGGAAGUGGUUGCGUCAUUUGUGGUGUACUCGUUAUCGCCUUUACUGUACCUGUAAUCGUCAACAACUUUAUGAUGUUUUAUGCGCACGCAUCAUCGUUGGACAACAAAUCUGCACAAAUAAACGAUGGACAUUCUGGGAAUCGAAUCAGGGAUACCGAUGAUGAAGAAUCGAUGGAUAAAUUAGAUUGAAAUUAUAUUUUUUUUUUAUAAUUAUACCCAUUUUUCACUGUUCAAUGUUUAGCCUUUUAAAUUGUUAAUAUGCUUUACAUAAUCAAAAAGUGCUUUUGGGGGUUCACCUGUACUGUAUUGUAUUUUGCUUAGAGGCAGCAUCUUUUCCAUUCAAUCGAGGUUGAGCCAUGUUCAGUUCAGUUCAGUUCAGUUCAGUGUCUUUAUUUCCUCCACAUAGGUGAAGAUUUAAACAUUACAUAUAAUUACAGACAAUUCACAUUAACAGAUUAUUUACAUUUGUAUACAUUAUUACAUAUAGAUUUACAUUUAGAGUUUUUACAUUUCUGUUUGUUUGAUAACUGUUUUAACCAUUAGAUCAAUGUAAUAUGCACUAUUCAAUAGGAACUGUUCAAUUGUACCAUCUUGGCAAUUUUGAAGUACAUCAGUCGUGCUUCCUAGUAACGUUUCUACUAUGAUAUCUUCAGUAGUGUUCAAUAAUUGAACUGAUAAAUCAAUAGGUAGUAUAUUAACAAUACCAUCUAAGAGUUUCUCUCUCAAAUAAAUAACCCGGACAUGCUGGCAGUGAAGAACAAGGUGACUGACCAUAUCAAUUGUUAGCUUUUUACAUGCAAGGCAUUUCGUUUCUUUUUCGGUAAAAAGUAAA
Molecule: messenger RNA, 1087 nt
Organism: Owenia fusiformis
Lineage: Eukaryota; Metazoa; Annelida; Polychaeta; Sabellida; Oweniidae
Source: the annotation of a GenBank genome assembly